GGCUCAUUAUUCGGCAUAUCGCGCGCGGGAAUACCCAAAGUUAUCUCGUCAGUGUCGUGCUUUAGUGUAAAUCCUGCCCACAUGCAUUAGAAAUAGAGCUGAGAGUCCUUCGACACAUCAGCGCUGUUAUAUCCGAGGGUCAACUAGUCAUCUAUAGCACUCCCAACAGCAGAACAUGGAUCUCUCCACAGCCUAUCGCUACAAUCAAAACAUGAUGGAAUACUACACAUGUCAUGGCGGCGUCAAUCAGCUGGGAGGCGUGUUUGUUAAUGGACGCCCCCUUCCCGAUGUAGUCCGGCAGCGGAUCGUGGAGCUGGCACACAACGGCGUUCGUCCUUGCGACAUAUCGCGUCAACUGCGCGUUAGCCAUGGCUGCGUCUCGAAGAUAUUGUCCAG
Molecule: messenger RNA, 396 nt
Organism: Drosophila navojoa
Lineage: Eukaryota; Metazoa; Arthropoda; Insecta; Diptera; Drosophilidae
Gene: sv
Product: paired box protein shaven
Biological process (GO): anatomical structure development; regulation of transcription by RNA polymerase II
Molecular function (GO): RNA polymerase II cis-regulatory region sequence-specific DNA binding; DNA-binding transcription factor activity, RNA polymerase II-specific
Source: RefSeq, a predicted model, not a curated record